UGUAUACCUUAGUCUUUAUGGUUAGCUAAGAUAAGAAUGGUUAAUUCCUUAAUUUUAAUAAUAAAUUAAUUAAGAACAAAAGAGUUCGAAAUCUAAGAAGUAAAAAUGUAAAUUAAACAUAAUAAAAUCAGUAGAUAAAUUAAAAAUUUUCAAUUAAUUGUCCUAGUUUUGGUUUUAUGAUAAAAUUCUAAAUUAAGCUGACAUCUGUAAAAUCACCUUAGAAUAUUUAAAUCAUACAUUCUUAUAUCGGUUUUGAACAAAGGUUAAGCAAAAUUAUAGUCCAAGACAUUUGAAAGUUUUUUACAAUGGCUAAUAGAUAUUGCUCAUUAGUAGUAAAUUCUACUAAAACAAGAUUUAUGUCCACUUCAAAUUUAAAAAAUAUAAGAACUAAAUCAAAAAAAGAGAUACCUAUUGUUAAGGGUUUACCAGUAGUUGGAACAAUGUUUUCAAUAUUAGCUGCUGGUGGUGGUCGUAAAUUACAUGAGUAUAUUGAUAAACGUCACCAACAAUAUGGCUCAGUAUUUAGAGAAAAACUUGGUCCUGUUGAUGCAUUUUGGAUUAGUAACCCAUUGGAUAUGAAAUUAUUAUUUGCACAAGAAGGAAAAUUUCCCAAACAUAUAUUACCUGAAGCAUGGUUACUUUACAAUGACACAUAUGGUCAACAACGUGGACUGUAUUUCAUGGAUGGAAAAGAAUGGUGGAAAUAUAGACAAAUAUUUAAUAAAAUUAUGUUAAAAGAUUUGAAUGUAAAUUUUAUCAAAUCUUAUAAAAUUGUAAUUAAUGAUUUCUUAAAUGAAUGGGAAUUAAGUGAUGGACAAGUGCUUCCCCAUCUUACAGCAGAUUUAUAUAAACUUUCUAUAUCAUUUAUGGUGGCACAUUUGGUUGGAGGAGCUUAUGAUAAUUAUAAAAAUGACAUAUCAAAUGAUAUAAACUGUUUAGCUCAAUGUAUACAAAAAGUAUUUCAGUGUACUGUCAAAUUUACAGUUAUUCCUGCUAACAUUUCUAAAUUAUUAAAACUAAAAAUUUGGAAUGAUUUUGUGCUAGCUGUUGAUAAUUCUAUUGAAAGUGCAAAUAAUUUGGUGUCAAAAUUAAUGAGCUUUAAUGGUGAUGGUUUAUUAAAUUCUUUACUAAAUGUUCAUAAUAUACCUAACAAUAUGAUUAAGAGGCUAAUAGUCGAUUUUAUAAUUACUGCUGGUGAUACUACUGCUUAUUCAACUCAAUGGUCUUUGUAUACUCUAGGGCUUCAUAAGAGUAUACAAAGUAAUUUAAGACAUAGCUUAUUAGAAACAGAUUUCUUGGAUUGUGAUUAUUUGAAUAAUAUUUUAAAAGAAGUUCUAAGAAUGUAUCCAUUGGCACCUUUUCUUGCAAGAAUUUCUCCAAAUGAUAUAUAUUUAACAGAUCACAUAAUACCUGCAAAUAGUUUAGUUGUUAUGUCAAUGUUCACAAGUGGUAGAAAUGAAAAAUAUUUCAAUAAUCCUGAUGAAUUUAGACCAGAUCGCUGGAAUCGUCUAAAAAGUAAUAAAUAUAAUGGUGUUAAUGAGCCAUUUGCAACCCUUCCUUAUGGAUUUGGUGCAAGAUCAUGCAUUGGACAAAAAAUGGCACAUGUCCAAAUGUGUUUGACAAUAGCAGAGUGCAUCAAAAGAUAUAAGAUGCAGACAAUGAAACCAGUAAAAAUUGCAUUAGAUUUAAUUACAGUUCCAGAUAAUCACAUAAGUAUAAAAAUACAAAAGAUAUAAUUUUUAAAGUUUAUAAAUUAUUCCUUUAUAAAAUUGAAUACA
Molecule: messenger RNA, 1778 nt
Organism: Melanaphis sacchari
Lineage: Eukaryota; Metazoa; Arthropoda; Insecta; Hemiptera; Aphididae
Gene: sad
Product: cytochrome P450 315a1, mitochondrial
Exons: 9
Coding region: 306-1736 (476 amino acids)
Biological process (GO): glucocorticoid biosynthetic process; C21-steroid hormone biosynthetic process; cortisol metabolic process
Cellular component (GO): mitochondrial inner membrane
Molecular function (GO): heme binding; iron ion binding; oxidoreductase activity, acting on paired donors, with incorporation or reduction of molecular oxygen
Source: RefSeq, a predicted model, not a curated record